Molecule: messenger RNA, 2889 nt
Organism: Pectinophora gossypiella (pink bollworm)
Lineage: Eukaryota; Metazoa; Arthropoda; Insecta; Lepidoptera; Gelechiidae
Product: organic cation transporter protein-like
Exons: 4
Coding region: 156-1595 (479 amino acids)
Biological process (GO): transmembrane transport
Cellular component (GO): membrane
Molecular function (GO): transmembrane transporter activity
Source: RefSeq, a predicted model, not a curated record
CACUUUAUGGUAGUCAAUUAACAAUUUAAAUUAACACCUGUGGCAUUUAAGCAUUGGACGUGUUACAGUAUAUUAUUAUUUUUACAAUAAAAUAAAUCUGAGCCGUACCUGCGCCAGGGGUUGCAACAAUUGUACAAAGAAAAUUUCCGAAAAACAUGUGUGACGAUGAUCUCAUCGCGAAUAUAAUUGGAAGUUUCGGAAGAUACCAAACAUGGAUAUUAGUUGUGGUGACUUUAGCUCAUUUACCAACUGACUAUUUUAUGAACAAUGUGUUGUUUGUUCUACCUCACGUCGACUAUGUUUGCAAAGAUGAUGAUGCCUAUAAUCUAACCAAUUACUGUCCCUGCCAAAAUCCCGAUUAUGACAGAAGUGCUAUAGUGGAAUCAGCCACUAGUGAAUGGAACCUUAUAUGUGAAAGAACACACCUAGCUAGCCUAGCCCAGUCAGCGAUGCAAGUUGGAAUGCUCACGGGCAGUUUAAUAUACGGACACAUCUCAGACAGGUACGGACGAAAAGCUGCAGUGUUAUUGGGAUUAUUUUGUCAACCUUUAUUUGGAACAAUAACUGCAUUUGUACCAGAAUAUUGGAUGUUUGUAAUGAUGAGGUUUCUGAUGGGCACGGCGGCUGGAGGCGUGAUGCUCUGUGUUUACGUGUUGUUAAUAGAAUACAGCGGCAAGUUGUUUAGACCCUACAUGCUAGGCCUACACGAAGUAUCAUAUGUGUUGGGGUACCUUUUACUCUCGGUGUUUGGGUACUAUUUGAGAAAAUGGAGAGACUUUCAGCUCGCAACAGCCGCGCCAUGGCUGGCUGUGAUACUAUUGUAUUGGAUCCUACCAGAAUCUCCUCGAUGGCUUAUAACCGUUGGCCGGAAAAAAGAAGCCAUUGAGCUACUUACUUAUGUGGCUAAGAAAAAUAACCGUAACACAGACAAUAUAGAUAUUAUCGUUCACGAAAUAGAGCAGCAAUCCAUGUGUGAGCGUACCCAACGACGCGGGUCGUACUUAGACUUGUUCAAGACGCCGAAGCUUAGGAUGUACACCACCAUCAACGCUCUCAUGUGGAUGUGCUGCGCCCAUGCAUACUUCGGCGUCAACCAGUACAUCGGUCGGUUGCAAGGGAACAUCUACCUCAACGUGUUGUUGUCUGCCGUAUCCCACGUCCCUAAUCUCCUGGUUAUGGUUUUCUUCGCUGUUUUCGUGAGGCGGAAAAUCAAUGUAUUCAUAACUUUUGGUGUAGCAGCAAUAUCACUAUUGGCAUUCAUAUUUAUACCUACAAGUUGGCACAUUACUUCUGUUGCUGUUGCCAUCUCAGGUCAACUAGCGAUGUACGCUACCUUCGCCCUAGUAUACUUGUACACUACUGAACUAUUUCCAACACUUAUCAGAAAUUCCGCAAUGGGUUUCUCUUCAGUGUUUGCCAGAGUAGGAGCAUUUGUUGCUCCAUUUGUUGUGAAUAUUGGCGUAGAGUGGAUCUCUAUAACAAUAUUUAGUACUGUUGCAUUCUGUGGAGCACUCCUAUGUUGCUUUCUGCCUGAAACUAAAAACAUCGUACUUUUAAAUUCUAUUCAGCAAACUGAACAAAAAGCGAAGAAAUAGUUACCCAUUCGAAUAAACAUAGAAACUUGUAUAAAUUAAUGAAAAGUAAUAUUAUUUUUAUGACGAGUUUUGACGGGAUAUUAACUUGCAACGCUCGCUAGUAACACGUAACACUAGUAUAGAGAUAGUAACAUCGUAUUUGAUUGAUUGAGGGUUAGUCUGUGCCCAGCACUGGGACGUAAUGUAGGCUAUAUUUAUUUUGUUUUUUAUUUUUUUAUUUAAGGAACAGUUACAAAAUACAGAAAGUAGAUAACAAACAUAUCAGUUGAAAACUAAAGUAGUUACAGGUUUCCACAGAUAACUAUACUAGAUAAUAUGAUAUCAGUGAGUAAAGUUGUUCACAGGGAAAUUUAAGUUAGAAGAGAAAAGGUAUCAAAAAGGUUGUGACUGAGUCUUAAACAAAUUAAGGUCAACUUCCUUACAAAGUUUGUUGAAAUUAUUACUCGCUCCUCAAACAAAGGUGUUCUGUUUAUAGUUUGUUGAGGCCGAAGGGAGAGAAAGGGGUUGGUGAAACCUGAGGGUCCUGUUAGGGACUCUGAUAGAGAUGUGUGAUUGAAGUUCAGAGCAGUCUAUCUUGCGACUAGCUUGCAAGUUGUAAGCUACUUUUAACAAAAAUAUCAGAUCUGCAUUUUCUCGACGUUUCAUCAAUGGAAGAAGGUGAUGUUUUCAGAAUCUUAUGUUAUGCUAUUAACACCCAGCCCUGACGACUAUUAACUUUUGUGGCUGACUGUAUGCUUAUUCGAUUAUUACUGCAGAUACAAGUAACUAGGCAAAGAUAAAUUACAUAUAGAAUGCUAAUAUUUUAAUAGAAGCAAGUCCAAAAUUAUCAAUAAGCAUUUCUUACUUAGUUUGUAUUUCCAUCCAAAAACCACAAACAUUCUCAUAAAUAUCUGAUUUGACUUAUCAUUUGUCAUGUAAUUUUUUGACACAGAUAAUUUACUUACAAUGUUUUUACAAUACUUACUUAUUAAGUUUUAUUUUGAAAAUGAAGUGAGUCUCGGCUUCCGUAGAAACACGGCAGAAACCUUUAGGUAUUGCAAAAAAUAACUUUCUAAUAGUUUCUCAUAAAAUAGUAUUUUUAUUGUCAGUGCACGCUAUCUUAAAUAUAAGUAAGGAAUAAAUAAGAAAGAAAUAUUAGAUUAAAUAUAACAAAAUCUUAGUUAAUGUGUACCUAAUACUACUAACUAGUAUUUUUAAUAAUUUCAUCAAAUGAUUAAACACGAAUUUAGGCAAAAUAAUGUUUUCAGUAAACGUAGGGUGUCACUUACAAUGCCGGGAAAAGCUACACCAACAA